This is a messenger RNA of Aedes aegypti (yellow fever mosquito), 5515 nucleotides long. RefSeq names its product casein kinase I (gene gish). The record is from RefSeq and is a predicted model, not a curated record. Gene Ontology annotation, biological process: positive regulation of canonical Wnt signaling pathway; endocytosis; signal transduction. The transcript has 13 exons. Lineage: Eukaryota; Metazoa; Arthropoda; Insecta; Diptera; Culicidae. The coding region runs from base 186 to 1760 and encodes 524 amino acids. Gene Ontology annotation, molecular function: ATP binding; protein serine/threonine kinase activity. Gene Ontology annotation, cellular component: plasma membrane; nucleus; cytoplasm.
AAGCAAACCUACCUAAUUGGUGUAGGGUCCUACAGAUUCUUAUUUUUGGACGGGGUGUAUGUGAACUGCGACAUUUUUUCCGCAAAAUCUGCUACCGGAACACGAAUUGCCAGCAGAACGUCGAGUGAGUGCCGCGUGAGUGACCCUCCCGCGAGAGGAAAGUGAGUGUGUCGUCGCGUGUGCAAAUGUUAUGCGUUCCGAUGAAGUUUCGACCGAAAAAGAUCACUGACUGCAGUGGAGUUCCCGGUACCGGAACAUCGACAACGGCCGGUGGCGGCGGAGGAGGAGGUGGUGGAGGCACCACCCGCGGAGGCGGCACCAGCAUGUACUCCGCCCGGCACUCGGUCAGUUCGUCGUCCAACGUCCUCAUGGUUGGACCAAACUUCCGGGUCGGCAAGAAGAUCGGCUGUGGCAACUUUGGCGAACUGAGGCUGGGGAAGAACCUCUACAACAAUGAACACGUAGCAAUAAAAAUGGAGCCAAUGAAAUCAAAAGCACCACAACUGCACUUAGAGUAUAGGUUUUACAAAUUAUUAGGAUCACAUGAUACACAGUCCCCUCCCGAGGGGAUCCCGCGUGUGUAUCACCUAGGUCUGUGUGGUGGCCGUUACAAUGCAAUGGUACUAGAACUGUUGGGACCAUCGUUAGAAGACCUUUUUACGUUAUGUGGAAGGAAAUUCUCACUCAAGACUGUACUGAUGAUAGCUAAGCAACUACUCCACAGGAUCGAGUAUGUGCAUAGCCGUCAUUUAAUUUAUAGAGAUGUAAAACCAGAAAAUUUUCUAAUCGGUAGAAGUUCAAAUAAACGUGAUAAAAUUAUACAUAUAAUAGAUUUUGGUCUCGCCAAAGAGUAUAUUGACUCAGAUACGAAUAAACACAUACCAUAUCGAGAGCAUAAGUCGCUGACGGGCACGGCGCGGUACAUGUCGAUCAACACCCACAUGGGCAAGGAGCAGUCCCGGCGCGACGACCUGGAGGCCCUCGGUCACAUGUUUAUGUAUUUCUUAAGAGGUUCACUGCCAUGGCAAGGUCUGAAAGCCGACACACUCAAAGAGCGAUACCAAAAAAUUGGUGACACGAAGCGGGCGACACCGAUCGAUGUGCUGUGCGAGGGACACCCGGAGGAAUUUGCGAAAUACCUGCGCUACGUGCGGCGGCUAGACUUUUUUGAAACACCUGAUUACGAUCACUUACGGAGAUUAUUUCAAGAUUUAUUCUAUUUUAAGGGUUAUGUAGACGACGGCGAAUUCGAUUGGACCGGCAAAACGAUGCCUUCAAAUUUCUUCGCGAUGCGUCAGCUGCGCAAUGCUCCACCGUCACACAUUGUCAAAACGAAAUCGGCAAAGUCCACACCAGUUGGAUCGUUACAAACUGGCCACGAAGUAGUUGUAUCACCAAACAGAGAAAGACACACACCUGUAAAUAAGGACGGAGAUGAUUUGUUCAGUUAUUACGACGAAGAACUAGACGACGCCACGCUGCAGAUCUUGGAACAGCAGCAGACGAAUUCAAAAGGAGGUGUCGCCGCUUGGCCGGAUGUGCCCAAACAGACUGGAACCCUGGGCAACCUAACGCCGGCCGACCGACAUGGCUCGGUUCAGGUCGUAAGUUCAACCAACGGAGAAUUGAAUGCCGAUGACCCAACCGCCGGGCAUUCGAACACGCCCAUCACGCAGCAGCCGGAAGUGGAACUGGUCGACGAAACAAAAUGUUGUUGUUUCUUUAAACGAAAGAAGAAGAAAUCGACCCGCCAGAAAUGACUAGAAGCAGUGCAAUGUAGUCCGGAACGUGAGGCUGUCAAGCUGCUACGUGCAACGUCACACUCCAACUCGCGCGACAGCGUGCUGAAUCCAAGCCAGGAUUACAUCCAGGCCUCGUCGCAGCAUACGAUCAGAUAUCCAUCCACCUCUGUACUGGCAUCGACACCGACCGCCCAAACGCCGACACUUCCAUUGUAAUUUAUUGCUAACUAUUAUUAUGCUAAUCCAGAUUAUUAAUUAAUUAAUUAUUAAAUUAUUUAUUAUAAUUUUUUCCGCGCGGUGUUACGUCCCAACAUCAAACAAAAAAACUACACACAAAUCGCAAAAAAAUACAACAAUGGUACCACCACCAUUUCCAUUCACGAAUCAUGGUCGUAAAUACGCUAUUUUGUCGCGUAACCCCCGGUUCUGCCCGAAUAACGAAAAAAAUCGCACACACACUUCAAUUAAACGCGUCCUCCAAAAUCGGAACAACCCGCCGUGGCCCAUUUUCUGUGAACACGUCGCGCGCGUAUGUGUGUGUGCGUGCGUAUGUGUCCCAUACAUGUGUCGAAACCGAUCAUCCCAAUAAUCAUCCCACAAUCCAAACGAUCACCGAUGAGUAGUGACUUUGAUGAUGACAUUGAUUUCGACCCCGACGACCUUACGAUCCUGUUACACUUUUUCCGUAAGCUUUGAUAUCGACUUCCGGGUGUCCCGGAAGGGAUCCUGCAGACGACCACUGCUACCGUUACCACAAUAUCAGCCAUACCUGUGUGUGUGUAUGUGUUGUCUAUCCGACUCUCAGUAGCUCUAGUACUACAUCACCAUCUCAGCCACCACCAAUUCUUCUUCUUCCACCACUGCUACAACAAAGUACAACACAACAAAUCAACCGAUCACCAGCAACCUUUCCUUUGUACCACACAAACCUUCUAUUACUACUUUCUCCUCUAGUACUACGACACACGGCAAAACGAUGUUCUCUUUUCUAGAAAAAAAAACUUAUGUCAGAAACUAUAUCAAUCCCCUCCCAGUAUUGGCAGCUUCUUUCAUCUCCCUCUAUCUAUUCGCUAUCGAAUCACAAAACCAGUUAGCAAACUUCCAAAGCUCAGAAGCAAUAGAAUCAAAAUAAUAAUCUACUACUACAAAAAAAAAACAUUCCGACUUCCCCCGCCUCACGCGUUGCACACCACUAAGCAACAAUCGCGAUCCCACCCUGCAGCGAGUGCCUCCUAAGCAACUAAACUAACGUUAGGUAUAGAUAGAAUCAUGUGGCCACCGCGAGCCACCUUGCCUUAAUACAAAAAAAAAAAAAACUCUUUUCUCUGCCAUAUAUCAACAUGUACAACAUUUCCCAGAAAAUUUGACCCGCCGGCUGAUGCCGUUGGCGCCCUGCUUUGGGAGUUUGUGACAGGGAGUGCAAAUCUGUAGGUAAAACUGGCAACCAUGCCGCAAUUGACAAUUAAAAAUGUGCAAUAAAAUCGAAAAAUCAUCCUUUUUGAUAUAGUACUAUCUAUGCCGUACAGUAUUUUUGGAACAGUGAAGUACUAGAUUGGGGAUAAGUAACCCGUUAAAUGUGUUCACAGAUAUUUAUAAAUGAAUGUAAAAUUCACAAAGCUUACAUUGUACUCCUUCCACAACUCCUCACUACACUCAGCGAAAUCAAAAAAGGCAUCACCCCGUUUUUUAUACUGUUUCACCAAAUUUAUUUUACUUAUCUUUCCGGUGUUCACUGUAAAAUGAGCGCACAUGAAUGUAUGCUAGAUUGGAGCGUUUUGAAAACCAUGUACAUUUCAACAAAGACUUACGAAAAAAAUGGUGCGUUUAAAAAAUUUGAGUUUCAAUUCAAGAAUUGACUGAACUUGUUACAUUUCAUCAGAAAUAAUGCCUUACUCAGAGCUGGUAGAAGGUUGUUCUUAGAAACUUGGUCACUAUUUUUUUUAAAGCCUCUUAAAAGCUUCCGAAGUCCACUCCAGGGCUGGUAUCAAGUUUCUUUUAGCUUCUCAUGUAAAAUCUCUAUGGAUUCUUCCAAAUUUCAUUUAAGGCAUCGCACCAUCAAAUAUAGUCACGUUGACAGCCUUAUUUUCUUCGGCAACCUUCGCAAAAGAACAACGGGUUAAUCUGCUGUUCUAUUAUCGGAAACACAAAAUAAAUCGUGUUUUGGAGCCGUAUUUAGUUCAAAUCAUGAUAACUCUGGUGAAAUUGUUUGUUCAGUAUUGUAAAAUGUAUCAUUGCGAUGAAAUGUCAUUAGUCCUCACGAAUCAUUCCAACAUUGGAUUUUGUGCUCAUUUCUUAAACCCAAAGGAUUUGCUAAAUAGUUUUUAACGUAGCAGUGGAAAAACAGAUUGGUGCUAUUUCAAUUUCUCUGGGCGUAUGGCACGUCAAUGCGGCAGCCGUUCAAAAUUUCCAACUGGUCGUAGCAGGAUUCAAACACAUUAUACCGACUCGGAACAAAUCCCAAAACGCGACGGAAUUUACUCGGAUCUAGUCCUUCUUGCGUUCGCGACAAAACGGGUUAGCCGCGAAACGCCUUCUUAUCAGUAUUGAGGAUGUCGUCAAUUUCUCUUUUUUGAAUGUCAAAACAAAAACCGGGCAAAGAAAUCGCGAUUGGAGCGCAGCAAAGCAAUGUUCGAAAAUCCGGAUCUAGUACCGAAUAUUACUAAUUGUGAGGAACUAGAUCGCGUCCGAACUUUCCAAGAAACAUACAAAACCAUGCUCAUUUUAGCCAGCCAUGCAUUUAACGAAAAGCCCAAGCACUGCAACGCAGUACUAGUUCGGUCACUUCAGCGGUACCAGCUGGGUCGAUCUAGUACUACCGGGACUUCCCCAUUAUUGCUCGCCCAAUCCAAUCUAACAACCGAAUGGCAUUGGAAGCCGCGGCGUUUUUGUUUUUACUUUGUUCUCUUUGCUAUUGUUGUUCGUGUGUUUGUAUUAGACGACGUGAACCGACUCAAAGCACGGAAAAAACCAAUCAGUCAUUUUCCUUCUUCGAUUUGUACAGUAAGGUAAUCAGAAAACCAGCAGCAGUUAUGCUAGUACGUCAUGAAAGCAGAAUGAACCCCACAUUAAUACACAAAAAAAAACACCUAUCGUAAACGUGUCGCGAGAGCGUGCGGGAGAGAGAAAGAACGAAAAGAUCACACUAGUAGGCAGCAUAUUGUUUCUCCUAGAAUUCUAGUACUCUAUUUUCCGUUUGUUAGGACUAAUAAUUGCUAGUUGGAAUCUUUUUUUUUCAUCUGAGUCUUUUUACAAACGUGUAAUGUUUUGUUUAUUUUUUAUGAAUGAUUUCCGGGAGCGAAGAAAAGUUGCAUUAUAACGUUUUGUUGUUCUUUUCUCUGAGUAUGUUCUAUGUCCAAAGCAAUUUUUCGUUUUUCGUGAGCAUGUACCUAGUAGUAGACACAGCUAAGUGAAACAUCAGAGAAAGAUUGAACGACGGGAAGGAAGCGAUCAGGCACAUGAUUUUCUUUUACUUUUCUUCUUUGUUUAAUCUAAUUGUGAUAUAAAUAGUUUCUUUUGUAUAGUGUAUAUUUUUACUGCGUACCAAGUAAGCCGUAAGUCUGUAUUUAAGUCAGCUGAAAGAAAACUAUUAGACUAGCAAAUGAUGAGAGAAUGGAGAAAGAGAGAGAGAGCGAGAGUUAGAGAAACCGAAGAGCGCGAUGGAAGAGAAAAUGUUGCGUUUAGUAGGAAGCAGUUAUCUAAUGAGCAAAUAAAACAAAUUGCGAAAAGAAAAGCUAAACAAUAAAAAUGAAACGACUGUAGUAGCUAAAUAUUAA